UUUAUGGUUGAAAUACAGUUGUGUAUUUGUCGUCAUAAUUUCAACUGAAAUCAACAAGCGAGACAACGGUCGAUUCCCUUCAGUUGAAGAAGAGCGUACGUAAGAAUUGCCUCAAUAUUUGUCAAUAUUAAUAAAAAUGUAACAAUCUUAAGCCAGAAGCGCAUGUCGAUAAGUUUUGCUCUGGUGAUCAUUCUUUGAUUAGAUUUUGCUUUAUUUGAUAUCAUUGUAGCUGUUAUUUUAAAAUACUGUGCAUUUUAUUUGAUGUCCAUUAGCAAUCUGUAAGAUUAAUGAUCUCAUCAUACUCGUUUCAAGUGGAAUCCGAGACCAUCCGAUACUCAAGAAAUUUUUACAAAGAUGCUUUAUCAAAAUGGACUUUUACCAAGGAUUUCUUUUACCUUGAAAUAUUCUUUGGAAUAUAUUGUACUUCAGUUCUAUCCUUCAUUGUGUCGAGGAAAGGUGAAUGAGGUCUUCAUAGGCCUAUUACCUAAUUGAGAUUUGACUGCGAUGCACAAUUUUCGAAAUCAUCUUUGUUGGUUUGCCAAACAACAAAGUAUUACGAAGGUCAUUUUAUAAUAUUGAAGGUGUUACACUUUCUUUAGAAUAAAUAAAGUACGUACUGCUAAGGCCUUACACUUUUAUGCAUCGAUUUGUAAAUGGAUUCUCACACUGGUUGGCACAACUCCGCAUUUCUAACAAACCAAACGAUUUUAUUUUUAAGGAAAAUAAUUCUGGGACAUACUUAGUUAAAUUUAGUAUGAAUUUUAAAAUCUACAGUUACAUUGUCUUCGAAUCAAGAUGCUUCCGAGUUCCAGCAAGUCGUUUAGGAUAAGUUUAAUCCGGUAACACGUAUACGGAAUAGUUUGUAUUAUAUUACACUGGUCAUCACAAAUUAUUAUAUGAAUACAUACAUCCGGAUAUGGCUACAGCAUACUGCAUGAUGGAAUUGAAUUCGACUGACCAAGAGUUGGAAUACAAUUCGAUCGCUAUGGUGUUCCAGAGUGGAUUGAUGUUGUUUAUAAUUCUGUCGGGUUUAAUUGGAAAUGCCAUCACUCUCUAUGCUUUGAAGAUAAACACUGUAUUCCACACGAAAUCUUAUGUUUUUAUAGCAAAUCUGGCCGUUGCUGACUUGCUGAAUUGUUUGCUUGGAAUGCCUGUUAUUCUUGUGUCUUCUAUAUUAAAUGAAUGGGUCUUCGGGGAAGCGCUAUGCAAUAUCAUGGGCGGCACGACGGUUCUCUUUUGCUCGACAAGUUUGCUAACUCUGUGUGCGAUAUCGGUAGAACGGUAUGUCUGUAUAACCGAUCCGUUUAAAUACGACAUGAAAUUAACAGAAAACAGAUUGAAGUUUGUAGUUUGCUGGACAUGGUUUCAAGCGUUUAUUUUUGCUGUUCUUCCGAUCACCGGAUGGUCAACAUAUGUUUAUAUAUCAAAUGAGUUUAUCUGCACUGUAGAUUGGGGUAACCAUGAGAGUUACACAAUAACUCUUUUCAUUUGCUGUAUAGGGGUACCGUUUGUCUCCAUGAUGUAUGCUUACUUGAACAUACUAAAAGUUGCACGUGCACAACUGCGCAAGGUAGCAGCACUAGAUUUUGCCCAACCCUCGAAUGCAAAAACCAAGUUGCGUAAAGAAACUAAGGCUGCGUUCACGCUGCUAAUUGUUAUAGGAACGUUCUUCAUUUGCUGGAUACCUCAUGUAAUAAGUAUGGCGUGCUUAAUGUUCGAGAAUUGCCCUCUACCCGAUUGGUAUUUCACGACAACCACGUGGUUAGCUAUGGCAAAUUCUGCGUGUAACCCAGUAAUUUACGGCAUUCUUAAUAAAACUUUCAGAACUACUUGCAUGUCGAUCUUACGACGACGGUUUCAAACACAGUCACGUAUAUUUUCUAUGACUGCCAAACCUGAAAUAUCUCGCGCCAAUAACCACAACAUUGUGCACCAUAUCUCGUCAAUACCUUAAUAUUCUUACAUAGCUUUCAAUAUAAUAUGGAUACCCGUUUCUUAGUGAAACAUAUGCUGUAUUAUAGACAUUCAUUAGGGCUUAUGUGAUAGUCCAAUUUAUUCGUUUAAUAAUUUCAAUAUAACUGUAUAUAGGCCUCGGUGUGGGAAUAUCAAUUAUAUAGUAAACUAUAACAGAAUAUAUACAUUACUUCGACACUUUUAGUGUUAUUAUUUCAAAAGCUAUGUCAUGCCCUCGUGAGAAUGCUCUAAUAACAUAAAAUACGUACGUUCAUUGGAAGCCAACUCUUUCUUCUUUUGAAGAAGUUUUUGUAGUUUUGCAAUUCUAUGUUUUCCUUUAUUUAGUUUAAUAUCAUACAAUUGCUUAUUGUAAAAUAUUUAACAACAGGGCUAGGAUGAAACAAUCAGGUAACCAUAUUAUGUAUCGUACCUGUUUUGCAUUGUCAACCGGGAAAGAAAACAUUCAUAAGAAAAAAAAGAGCGUGGUUAAAAUUAAAUGGGCAAAUUGUCUAUUCGAGUGUUUUACUUAAUAUCCAAAAUGCCACAAUGUUGGCGUCUGAAUAACCAUUAUAGAUCAUCACACACCAACCAACUUACAUGUGCACAAUAAUAUAGUCCGUCAACUUUCAAGCACCAGGCCGUGGAAAUAACAUAAUUUGAGACCACCACCGGAAGUAAUGAGACAUAAAAAGUAUAGUACUAGUAGAUAGUA
Molecule: messenger RNA, 2665 nt
Organism: Anneissia japonica
Lineage: Eukaryota; Metazoa; Echinodermata; Crinoidea; Comatulida; Comatulidae
Product: 5-hydroxytryptamine receptor 1A-alpha-like
Exons: 1
Coding region: 917-1954 (345 amino acids)
Biological process (GO): G protein-coupled receptor signaling pathway
Cellular component (GO): membrane
Molecular function (GO): G protein-coupled receptor activity
Source: RefSeq, a predicted model, not a curated record